GGAGAUGGUGCGCGGCGCUGAGAGGCGAGGCGGGGACGCGGAUCCCCGCGGGGUCGACGCGGACGCCAGGCGCGCGUUCCUGGGGCCGGACUCAGAGCGAGCUCCUAUUUGACCCUCGCUGGAGCCCGGGAUCCGGACCGGAACAGGCCCGGUUGAGCCGGGGGGGGCGCGGGGGGGGGGGCGUCCGGCGAGGAAGCCGGGGAUCUAAAGGCCCGCGUGGAGGGGUCGGGGUGGCCUGCGGCCCCGGGGAGUGUCGGGUCCUCCGAGGGAGGACAGCGGCGGCGUAUCUCUAACUCAGGUAUUCGCCUGGCAGGGUCAUGGACUUGGGCUGGAAGAAAAUUACACCUUCAUCGUCUCUUCGGGAAGCAGCGUUUUCUUCCCUGACGGACGUGCAGUGUCAGCAGUGACCAAAACCGAGUCGUGGUGCCCUGGAGGUAAAAGCCAGAGAUGGACCUGGUGAGACUUGCCCGGCUCUUCUCCAGCCCCCGCCCCCUGGGACUGUCCAUCCUGCAACACCUUGACCCUCUCAGAGCCAGGUGGGCAGGAGGUAGGGAAGGGCCUGCGUGGCAGAGGUCCAUGGGGCUGACCGGGCCAAUACCAGCAGCCUUCAGCAGCUCCCUCUCUCAGCUGCCCCUCAGCCAGGGGAGCCAGAAGAACAUUCGCAGCCUCAGCUCUGACCCACGCCAGCCCAGCCCCAUGGCCACCCAGGAGGAAGAGGAGGAAGAGAGUUUUGGGACUCUCUCCGAUAAAUACUCCUCCCGGAGAAUGUUCCGCAAAUCGACGGCCCAGCUGUAUAACCUACGGCUCAGGGAGCAAGAUGAAGAAGAUGAUGAACGGGAGCUAGAGCCAAAAUCAUGGCAGGGCCGAAGAAACACCCCUUACUGGUACUUCUUUCAGUGCAAACGCCUGAUCAAGGAAGGAAAGCUGGCUGAGGCCCUGGACCUGUUUGAGAGGCAGAUGCUGAAGGAGGAGCGACUCCAGCCCCUCGAGUGCAACUACACGGUGCUGAUUGGGGGCUGUGGGCGGGCUGGCUACCUGAAGAAGGCUUUCCAGCUCUACAACGAUAUGAAAAAGCGGGGCCUGGAGCCCUCCGAUGCCACCUAUACAGCCCUGUUCAAUGCCUGCGCCGAGUCCCCCUGGAAGGACUCCGCUCUGCAGAGUGCCCUGAAGCUACGGCAGCAGCUCCAGGCCAGAAACUUCCAGCUCAACUUGAAAACAUAUCACGCCUUGCUGAAGGUGGCAGCCAAGUGUGCAGACCUUAGGAUGUGCCUCGAUGUGUUCAAGGAAAUUGUUCAUAAAGGACAUGCGGUCACAGAGGAGACCUUCAGCUACUUGCUCAUGGGCUGCAUCCAGGACAAGAAGACAGGCUUCCGGUAUGCCUUGCAGGUGUGGAGACAAAUGCUGAGUCUGGGGCUCCAGCCAAACCGGCAUGGCUACAACCUGCUGCUGGGGGCAGCUCGCGACUGCGGCCUGGGGGACCCAGAAGUAGCCUCAGCGCUGCUCCUGAGACCCAGGGAAGAGAUGGUGCUGCUCCAGCCCCGGGCAGGUGGGCGGCAGGCAAGGAGGAAAGCCCAGGCUGGGGCGGUUGACAGCAUGUCAGCCAGGCUGCACGUGGAGACCUUGGAGAGACAGUUGUUUCUGGAACCUUCUCAGACACUUGAAAGGCCUUCAGAGCCUCAGGAGGCCAGAGUCGUCAGCAAGGCCGAGCCUGAGAUGGAAACCAAAGUGGAUCCUGAUCACACUGUGGCCCUUGCCUCUGUGGCCUCAGAGCCGCCUCCCCGGGAGCUGGAGACUAACCUCCUGACUCUGGGGCCAGUCCCCCCGGCUGUGGUCUCCUUUGGGACCGUGACCACGUCAGCAGACAGGCUGGCUUUGAUGGGGGGCCUGGAGGGCUUCCUGGGCAAGAUGGCAGAGCACGGACUCCAGCCUGACAUCAAAACCCUCACGCUUCUGGCUGAGGUGGUAGAUCCUGGUAGCCCCGCAGAGUCCUCACUGCUGACUCUCCUGGACACGUACCAGGUGGAGGUCGAUGUGACAUUCUUCAACACUCUGAUGAGGAAGAAGAGCAAGCUGGGUGAUCUGGAGGGGGCAAAGGCGCUGCUGCCAGUCCUGGCAAAGAGGGGAAUUGUCCCCAACUUACAGACAUUCUGCAAUUUGGCCAUUGGAUGCCGUAGACCACAGGAUGGUCUGCAGCUGCUGGCAGACAUGAAGAAAUCCCAGAUGACCCCCAACACCCACAUCUACAGCACCCUCAUCAAUGCGGCCCUCAAGAAGCUGGACUACACCUAUCUCAUCAACAUCCUGAAGGACAUGAGGCAGAACAGAGCUCCAGUGAAUGAAGUCAUCAUCCGCCAACUGGAGUUUGCAGCCCAGUACCCACCCACCUUUGACCGGUACAAAGGGAAAAACACCUACUUGGAGAAGAUCGAUGGCUUUCGAGCUUAUUAUAAGCAGUGGCUGAAAAUGAUGCCAGCAGAGGAAACCCCCCACCCAUGGCAGCAGUUCCGAACCAAGCCCACGGGGGACCAAGACACUGUCUCUGCGGCUGAUGUGGACAGAGGCCGUGGGGGCAGGUGAUGAGGAGGCCCAGGAGGAUCUCCAUCCAACAAAGUGCACAGCCUUCACAGUGCUUUGUGGGAACUUCAGGAGUCCCUUUCAUAUUAAAGACACAUGAACAUGCUGGUGUAGCCUCAAGCAUGAGGACAAGGUCUGGCCAGAGUAAGAAUUGCUGCAUUUUGUAUAAAGACAAAUGCUGGGCCCAGGGUGCCUGACUAGUUCACAGCAGAUCCCAGCACAGCUUGGGCCACUUUGGCACAUCAUCUCAGGCCAUCUUCACCUGAGAGGUUGUCAUCCCCAGGGAACUUGACCCUGGUCACAUGGCAGGUGGAGUCAAGAUUGAGUCCCAAUGGCCUGGUGCUCUCCCACUGGGCUCUGUAAAGAACUAUCGCAGGGCCUAAAGGUUUAAAAGUUUUAUUUCUACAAAUCACAGCUGAUGAACACCAAAGCCUUCACACAUAGAGACCAUGCUCCAACUCGGUCCUGUGGCACUGCUCUGCCAGAAGAGCUAUCAGGAAAGGGGAUGGCACGACAGGCAGAAACCUGAGAAGUCCAAAGUCCUGGGUGGAAAGGGGUCAGGGCCCAAGGGCCUCAGCCAGAGCAGCCCCGGCAGCCGCAGUGUGUGCACUCAAUGAUCCGGCCCUGCAACAGAAGACAGUUGAGACACCGCACCCAAGCAUAUUCUCCACCCCCCCCCCCCCCCCCCGCCCACACACACACACGUAGUAAUCCUCCCACUGAGAAAAUUGACAAUGGGAGUCACUCCCUAUAGGGCACUCCUCUAUGACAGUUCUGGAUGGCAAAAAUUCAGUUCCUGUGUGAAAAUGGAAACAGCUGCUGUUGACACUAAAGUUACAACUCAUUGAACUUUUAAUUUAAGCCAAUUAAACACAUUUCUCCCAAAAGGGGGGAAAAUCUGUGUGACUCUUGUUAUUCUGUAAAGUGAGCAUUAUAUACCCUGCUAUGAGCUGAGGGGGUGGGGGGAAUUCCUACUGUUCAGGGGUCUCAGAUCCUUGGCUGGGGAACCUUCCAGUAGGCCAUGGGGAGAGGAUGGUAUGCACUUGAAUCUGUACAGUAGCAGAAGUCUUUUCUCCCAGGCCAGGGGCCUGUCUAGUCGACAGAAGACCUCAAAGCAGUGGUUUAUAUUUAUUUUUCUCUUUUUUGGAGUAAGACCCUUACCUAAGCAAAUAAGAUCUGAUGGUGAAACCAAACUAAGUCCAAAGCAGGCUCUGUUCUGGCCAUAAGGCUGGGGGAGUACCUCCCACCAGACGCUGCCAUGGAAUCCUGGUGGUCUCAGAGGAGCUCCUGCCACUCUGCCCCCAGAAAACUAACACCCAGAACCUUCCCUUGGGGAGGCAGCCCUCGUUCACUUUCCACUGCUCAGAAUGCUGUGUCUUUCACUUUCCAGAUGAUUCAGGGAGACAGCUGCCUACUGAGCUAAAGCCCUGGCCCAGAGCUGAAACUACAAACUAACUGGUCUGCAGAGUAAAGGGUCCCUGUGGUGACUGAAAGGCCAAACCAGAAGGUGAAAAAUCUGGCUUCAGCUCCCAACUGGACCCACAACUGUCAGCCAAGGGGCUACACUCAAAGGCCACUAAUGGCCAACAUCCCAGUAACUUCUCUGCCUCCUGUAGCCCCAUUUCAGAGGGGCUUGUGCUCUCAGCUCAGUUACUGCAUACCCAGCACCAUUUCCGAGGUUUGUAACUCAAAAGUUCUGACAGAAGAAAUAGUGUAAUUAAAG
Molecule: messenger RNA, 4297 nt
Organism: Myotis daubentonii (Daubenton's bat)
Lineage: Eukaryota; Metazoa; Chordata; Mammalia; Chiroptera; Vespertilionidae
Gene: PTCD1
Product: pentatricopeptide repeat domain 1
Exons: 9
Coding region: 448-2577 (709 amino acids)
Biological process (GO): tRNA 3'-end processing
Cellular component (GO): mitochondrial matrix
Molecular function (GO): protein binding; tRNA binding
Source: RefSeq, a predicted model, not a curated record